CUCUAACACACAGCCUACAACUAAUACAUACGCCGUCAACAGCCGUCAUGUCUCUCGAACCCUUGCCUGGAACGUUGGAAAACUUGCUGGAGCAGACCAGUUUAAAAUGGAUUUUUGUCGGUGGAAAGGGUGGUGUCGGUAAAACGACUACGUCGUGCUCGUUGGCCAUUCAAAUGUCCAAAGUACGCAAGUCUGUGCUGCUUAUUUCCACAGAUCCGGCCCAUAACUUGUCUGAUGCUUUCGGAACCAAGUUUGGUAAGGAGGCUCGUUUGAUUCCCGGCUUCGAGAACCUCAGUGCUAUGGAAAUUGAUCCCAAUGCCUCCAUCCAGGAGAUGCUGGAGCAGUCCGAGCAACAAAACCCUAACAAUCCCAUGUCUGGUAUGAUGCAAGACUUGGCUUUUGCCAUUCCUGGUAUUGAUGAGGCUUUGGCUUUCGCCGAGGUCAUGAAAGAGGUCAAGUCGAUGAACUUUGACUGUGUCAUCUUCGAUACUGCUCCCACUGGUCACACCCUUCGUUUCUUGAACUUCCCUACCGUCUUGGAGAAGGCCCUGGCUAAGCUUAGCGGUCUUACAAGCCGUUUUGGUCCUCUUAUCAACCAAAUGAGUGGUAUGUUGGGCACCAACACCAACCAAGAAGACAUUUUCGCCAAGAUGGAAGGUAUGCGCGGCAGUAUCUCUGAGGUGAACAAGCAAUUCAAGAACCCCGAUCUCACUACCUUCGUAUGUGUUUGUAUUUCGGAGUUCUUGUCCUUGUACGAAACGGAGCGUAUGAUUCAAGAACUCACGUCUUAUGAAAUUGACACUCACAACAUUGUGGUGAACCAAUUGCUUCUGGACCCCGAUACAAAGUGUCCCCAAUGUAUUGCUCGUCGGAAGAUGCAACAAAAGUAUCUUUCCCAGAUUGAAGAACUUUACGAGGAUUUCCACAUUGUCAAGGUUCCCCAAGUGCCGUCUGAAGUUCGCGGUACUGAAGCUUUGACAAAGUUCUCCGACUUGCUCAUUCACCCUUACGUUAAGGAGUAAAAGAGUACGACGACAAGCGUUUCACGCCGAUGAUUGCAUGCCUUGGUGAACUAUUUGUGCCACGAAUGACCUGUACGCUGAUGUGCUGUUCGGGCUCAAUACUAGUAAACGUAAAAUUUAUAGAUCGGUAAAUGGAUGAAAACAUUUAGCCAGUAGUGAUAAAAUAGGAUCGAUGCCCAUGUUCUCGUAGAGAUUGUACAACACAUUCUUUACGCUGUAAACCUUAUUGACUGAUUCAUGUAACGGUAAACGAACG
Messenger RNA from Schizosaccharomyces japonicus yFS275, 1278 nucleotides. Its product is annotated as GET complex ATPase subunit Get3. Lineage: Eukaryota; Fungi; Ascomycota; Schizosaccharomycetes; Schizosaccharomycetales; Schizosaccharomycetaceae. Gene Ontology annotation, molecular function: protein folding chaperone; identical protein binding; guanyl-nucleotide exchange factor activity. The record is from RefSeq and is a predicted model, not a curated record. The coding region runs from base 48 to 1022 and encodes 324 amino acids. Gene Ontology annotation, cellular component: cytoplasm; GET complex; endoplasmic reticulum. The transcript has a single exon. Gene Ontology annotation, biological process: response to metal ion; tail-anchored membrane protein insertion into ER membrane; protein folding.